AUGGCAAGAUCAGCACAGCAGCGCUACGCCGAGAUCUUCCGCGACGUCGAGGAUCUUAUACUUGAUCACAUCAACCAGCAAGCUCUGUCGAACCCACGGUCGAAACUCAGCAUGCUCGUGCCUACUAUCUCAGCCUUCUUUACUCCACUAGCUCUGGAAGACGCGUUCAGGUAUCAAGACUCGGUGCGGGCCAUUUCGUCACGCCGUUUCGUCGCUCCCUCCUUCAAUGAUAUCCGUCUCAUUCUCAACACAGCGCAAAUUAUGGCAAUGGUCCGGCCGAAGCCAUACAGGCAGCUUAAAUUCAGGCUGGACCCUGGGCUCGAGCUGCUGACGUUUGAUGGUGAUGUUACACUAUAUGAGGACGGAGCGUCGCUACACUCGCCUGAAGCCAACCCAGUGAUUCUCAGACUUGUUCAUUUCCUGGCACACAACGUGAAGAUCGGGAUUGUGACGGCCGCAGGCUACACUCAGCCGGAGCACUACUUCAAUCGGCUUUCUGGUCUUCUUGUGGCCGUGAAAGAGUCCAAGGAGCUCACAGCAGCUCAAAAGUCCAACUUGAUCAUAAUGGGAGGCGAAUCCAACUUCCUCCUUGUUUUCGACGAGACGCAAGAACAUUGCCUACGCUACAUUCACCGACGAGAAUGGAUUCUCGAUGCGAUGAAAGACUGGACAGAACCGGCCAUCAAAGAGCUCCUCAACGAAGCUCAAGCUGCGUUUGAGUCGUGUAUACGUACGCUUCGUCUGCAAGCCAAAGUCCUCCGCAAAGAGCGUGCCGUUGGAAUCUAUGCUGCUGAUCAGUCCAAGAGGCUGACCCGAGAGCAGCUAGAAGAGACAGUCCUGGUGGUGCAACGGGUGAUUGAGACAUCGAUCAAUACAGGAAGCUCCGACAAAAAAGCCUCGUACGCUCACAUCCCGUUCACAGUAUUCAAUGGAGGGGCGGAUGUUUUCUUGGACAUCGGAGACAAGUCAUUAGGGGUAAAAGCUUGUCAGAAAUGGUUCGGAGGCAUUCCACCUUCAAGCACCCUGCAUGUGGGUGAUCAGUUCCUAAGUGGUGGAGGCAACGACUUCAAGGCACGGAGCGCCUGCUGUUGUGCGUGGAUUGCGAGCCCAGCAGAAACUGUGGCCUUGCUGGAUGAGGUGGUAACUCUGGCGAAGGGCGAGUCCAAGUGGGCAUAA
Molecule: messenger RNA, 1176 nt
Organism: Cladophialophora carrionii CBS 160.54
Lineage: Eukaryota; Fungi; Ascomycota; Eurotiomycetes; Chaetothyriales; Herpotrichiellaceae
Exons: 2
Coding region: 1-1176 (391 amino acids)
Biological process (GO): nicotinic acid riboside biosynthetic process; nicotinamide riboside biosynthetic process; nucleotide metabolic process
Molecular function (GO): magnesium ion binding
Source: RefSeq, a predicted model, not a curated record